GGGAGUUCUGCAGAUGUAGCAGCACUGGAAGUUCGGCAAGAAACAGUGCUCCAGCGCCUGCGUGACCUGAAAUUACAACUGGAUAAGCUGCAAUCAAGCAAAUUUUCCUCUUUGUCUCCAUCUAAAAGUAACUCCACUGCCAUUGGUGCUGCAGCUCAGUCCUCGCCCCUGAAGACUGGAACUGUACAUGAUCUGGUGAUAUCAGCCAAUCCUAGCAGGCCCCCAUACUUUUUGGUUUUAUUAAGAAAGCUUUUAAAGGAUGCUGGCUAUCCUGUUUAUUCAGUCGACCAUCUGCACUCUUCUGUGCAUCAUGUUGAUGAAUCUGUACGAGGAUGCUUCUCUGAUAAGCCACUUGGAGACCGAAGCAAGCAUAACUUGGCUUUACUUUCACUAUUUGCCUUAUGCUUGGAAAGACUUCUUGGUUAG
Molecule: messenger RNA, 426 nt
Organism: Penaeus monodon (black tiger shrimp)
Lineage: Eukaryota; Metazoa; Arthropoda; Malacostraca; Decapoda; Penaeidae
Cellular component (GO): aminoacyl-tRNA synthetase multienzyme complex
Source: RefSeq, a predicted model, not a curated record